UUAUAUCUUUCAUUCUUUCUCAUUCCCUUCGCUGUGUGUCCCGAGAAACACCCUUUCUUUGAGUGAAAUUCCGAAUCCGCUUGUAGGUUCGGCUUUCAAUCUCACUCUAUCAUCUAUCUCUUCCCCCUCCCUCAUCGACUAUCCUGAUCGUGAAUUAUCAGGGCACUAUGGCUCUCAGCGUGAAGCAGAUGGCUACAAUUGUAACAGCUUUUGGCGUGGCGUCUUUCAUAUUGGGAGUUAUUGCCGAAAACAAGAAGCCUGCUGCUGGUAACGCAAUAAUUAGCAAGGGCAGUGUUAUUUGCCAGUACCCAUCUGAUCCAACUGUUUUAUUGGGAUAUCUCUCAGUAGCAUUUCUUUUUGCCUCUGCCGUGGUUGGCUACCUGUCUCUAUUUUACCCCUACAAAGGGAAAUCUGUUCCACAAGGGGUUCUGUUUAGAAGCGGUAGUUUCAUGGUAUUCUUCAACAUUGCAUUGCUUACAACUGGAUUAGCGGCAGCAUUUCUGUUGUGGCCAACAAUAACGGAACAGCUUCACUGGUCACAAAAUGUUCAUCGUAAUCCGAGCUACGACUGCCCUACAGCUAAGACUGGUCUUCUUGGUGGUGGUGCCUUUUUAUCUCUCGAUUCAUCCCUCUUUUGGCUGAUUGCUCUCAUGUUAGCGGGCAAUGUCCGGGAGGAUUUCUUUGAUGAUGGCAAUGAUGGCGAUAAGGAUGAAUUGGACAAAGUCUCCUCGGCUGAUUAUGUGGUGCAGAUGUAGGCGAUGUGGGUAUCACCUUAGGUUUAUAAAUAAAUGUAAGAGACUGGUUGCUUCUUUGUUACUUUGUUCGUUUUUCCAGUUUUAUCGCUCCUGAACUAAGGUAAAUGUAGAUAUUUUUCUUAUGGCUAUACAAGUCGGUUGCGUUUAGGGUUUCAGUU
Messenger RNA from Neltuma alba, 913 nucleotides. RefSeq lists its product as uncharacterized. Lineage: Eukaryota; Viridiplantae; Streptophyta; Magnoliopsida; Fabales; Fabaceae. Bases 168 to 755 code for a protein of 195 amino acids. The transcript is spliced from 4 exons. The record is from RefSeq and is a predicted model, not a curated record.